Molecule: messenger RNA, 603 nt
Organism: Chaetura pelagica (chimney swift)
Lineage: Eukaryota; Metazoa; Chordata; Aves; Apodiformes; Apodidae
Gene: GUCA1B
Product: guanylate cyclase activator 1B (retina)
Exons: 4
Coding region: 1-603 (200 amino acids)
Biological process (GO): visual perception
Cellular component (GO): cone photoreceptor outer segment; photoreceptor inner segment
Molecular function (GO): calcium ion binding; calcium sensitive guanylate cyclase activator activity
Source: RefSeq, a predicted model, not a curated record
AUGGGCCAGCAGGUCACCAAUGCUAAAGGGGAGCAAACAGAGAUGGAUGUGGCUGAACUGCAGGAAUGGUAUAAGAAGUUUGUGAUGGAAUGUCCCAGUGGGACCCUCUACAUGCACGAGUUCAAGCAGUUCUUUGGGGUCCAGGAUGACCGUGAAGCUUCCGAGUACGUUGAGAACAUGUUCAGAGCUUUUGACAAGAACGGGGACAACACCAUCGACUUCCUGGAAUAUGUAGCUGCCUUGAAUCUUGUUUUACGGGGCAAACUGGAGCACAAGCUGAGAUGGACAUUCAAAAUAUAUGACAAGGAUGGGAAUGGCUGCAUAGAUAAACCUGAGCUGCAGGAAAUUGUUGAGGCUAUCUACAGGCUGAAGAAGGUGUGUAAGUCGGAGGAGGAGGAGGAGGAUGGGACUCCUCUGCUGACUCCAGAGGAGGUUGUGGACAGGAUAUUUCAGUUAGUGGAUGCGAAUGGGGAUGGUCAGUUGUCUCUUGACGAGUUCAUUAAUGGGGCCAAGAAGGACAAGUGGGUGAUGAAGAUGUUGCAAAUGGAUGGAAGCCCCGGGGGAUGGAUCUCUGAGAGGAGGAGAAAGAGUGCUUUGUUCUGA